Quercus lobata is the source of this 1317-nucleotide messenger RNA. Its product is annotated as probable aldo-keto reductase 1. Gene Ontology annotation, cellular component: cytoplasm. Bases 82 to 1116 code for a protein of 344 amino acids. The transcript is spliced from 7 exons. Lineage: Eukaryota; Viridiplantae; Streptophyta; Magnoliopsida; Fagales; Fagaceae. The record is from RefSeq and is a predicted model, not a curated record.
GUUUUACUAUAUAUCUAACACUUCAUCAUCUCAGCAACUUAUACAUGCAGACAUUGAAAAGAAAAACACAAAAUUUGGAAGAUGGCGGAAGGGAACGAAGUCCAAAUUCCAAGGCUGAAACUGGGCAACGAAGGCCUUGAGGUCUCAAAGUUGGGGUUUGGAUGUAUGUCCCUGACUGAAGCCCAAAAUUCUCCAUUCUCUGUGGAGGAUGGAAUCUCAAUAGUAAAGUAUGCAUUCAAUAAGGGAAUCACUUUCUUUGAUACAUCUGAUGUUUAUGGACCCCAUUCUAAUGAAAUUCUUAUUGGAAAGGCCUUGAAACAGUUGCCAAGAGAGAAAAUUCAAAUAGCCACCAAAUUUGGCGUCCAAAAAUCAGGAUUUCCUCAGACGCAGGUGAAUGGUAGCCCUGAGUAUGUUCGCUCAAGCUGUGAGGCUAGCUUGCAGCGUCUUGAUGUGCAAUAUAUUGAUCUGUAUUAUCAGCAUCGGGUAGACACAAAAGUACCCAUAGAAGAAACUGUUGGUGAACUUAAGAAACUGGUAGAUGAGGGAAAAGUCAAAUAUAUUGGUUUAUCUGAAGCCAGCCCAGACACAAUAAGGAGGGCACAUGCUGUGCAUCCCAUCUCAGCUGUGCAAAUGGAGUGGUCUCUCUGGAGUCGUGAUAUCGAGGAGGAGAUAAUUCCACUUUGCAGGGAGCUUGGCAUUGGUAUAGUUCCAUACAGUCCUCUUGGUCGUGGUUUUUUCGCUGGCAAAGGAGUUGUGGAAAAUUUGAAUGCAAAUAGCCGCCUGGCCAAGCACCCUCGGUUCCAUGGAGAAAAUUUGGAGAAGAACAAGACCAUUUAUACUCGAAUAGAAAGACUUGCUAGAAAGCACCAAUGCACUCCUGCUCAGCUAGCACUUGCAUGGGUUUUCAAACAAGGAGACGACAUUGCACCCAUACCUGGGACAACUAAGAUCAAGAACUUAGAUGACAAUAUUGGCUCUUUGAACGUGAAAUUUACAGAAGAUGACCUGAAGGAGAUAACUGAUGCUGUACCAAUCGAAGAAGUAGCUGGUGGUAGAAGCUAUCAAGGCAAUGAGCAAUUUCUAUGGAAGUUUGCUAACACUCCUCCACAAAACUAAUACUCUAUUUACACUUUCAUGGAUAUUGUCCAUUUCGCUUGAAUAAUGCCAUGUUUUUGUGAAAUGAAUGGCCAGAUUUAUGUUAAAAACUAGCCAUGUCAUUCACACCACAAAAUUAGCAACACUAGUUUGUAAACUUUUUGAGAAUGAUAACCAAUGUGGUUGCUUUAUGUCAUGUUCUGUUAGAUAUUUUGUUCCUCA